Molecule: messenger RNA, 663 nt
Organism: Amyelois transitella
Lineage: Eukaryota; Metazoa; Arthropoda; Insecta; Lepidoptera; Pyralidae
Gene: crim
Exons: 5
Coding region: 120-593 (157 amino acids)
Biological process (GO): positive regulation of voltage-gated potassium channel activity; regulation of synaptic transmission, cholinergic; sleep
Source: RefSeq, a predicted model, not a curated record
GUUGUUUGCAAAGUUGUUUGUUUCCAAUUCAGUUACACUCCACUGUAAAGUUGCAUGCCGAUUCCUGGUUUUCUUUUUAUUUGAAUUAAUACCAUAUUAAAUAGAAGACAAAAGAAGAGAUGAAGCUGAUUUUUCUUCUAUCGUUUAUAACAACAUUUGGUUCCAGUCUCGCUAUAUGGUGCUAUCAAUGUCAUGCGGGUAUCCCGGGCUGCACUGAAGAUUUCAACUGGAGAGGAAUUGGAUACCUUGGUACACCUUGUCCUGACUCUGAAGAUAUAUGUAUCAAACUCAUUGAAAGGAAAGGAGCUGAAGAAGUGAUAACAAGAGACUGUCUGAGCAACUUCCGAGCUUUCAGAACAGACAUCCCAGCGGACACAUAUGAGGGCUGUCGACCAGCAGCCAAGGAUCAGAAUUUGGCACAUUAUGUCAACAAUUCCAUUAAGGAACUUGAUUUGAAGAGGGAUAACUUUGACGAGACUAUCUGGUGUUUCUGCUUCCUCGACCACAGAUGUAACUCAGCAUCAUAUAUAACCACAUCAAUGGCAUUACUAAUAGCAGCUAUUGUAUUACUCACACAAUCGUCAAGGUUCUGACAUGCACUUGAUUUUUUAACCUAUUAGCAUAGACUGAAAAUAUGUAAUAAUUGAGAGUAAAUACAUCCAC